Molecule: messenger RNA, 1845 nt
Organism: Diaporthe batatas
Lineage: Eukaryota; Fungi; Ascomycota; Sordariomycetes; Diaporthales; Diaporthaceae
Exons: 1
Coding region: 192-1592 (466 amino acids)
Molecular function (GO): acyltransferase activity, transferring groups other than amino-acyl groups
Source: RefSeq, a predicted model, not a curated record
CGGAAAUAUCGACUCCAGAUGUCGGUCAGCAGCCAUCCCCGGCGGACCCGCCAGCUGUCAGUUCAUUCUCACCUACACACCACAUCGUCAGACGGACAAGAUACCGUCUCUGCUUCGUCCUUCAAGAGAAUAGCCUGCGCUGUGCCUCACCCAACCAGCAAGGAUCGCAUUAUUGAAGCAAAGUGCUCGCAAUGGAAGCCCAGCAAACCGAGCUCAACGGCAAGGCGAAAGCCCCUGAGGAUUUCUCCCAUAUUCAAGACGUGCUUGGCCAGAUGGGAUUUUUGAAAACAUACAUCGUCAUCGCGUACGGCCUGCGAACUCAUAGCAGCACUGAUGUGUGUGUUCAAAGCCUCGAAGAUGCCGCUGAAAAGAUCGUUGAGGCUUUCCCUUGGGUCGCAGGCCAUGUGAUUUACCAAGGAAGCGGUCCAGGGAAGACGGGCCUCGCUGCUGUCGUUCCCUAUGCCCCUGGAGAGAGGUCGACACCAGUCAUCGUCAAAGAUAUCAGCGAUACCACAGCCUCUCUUGAAGACAUCAUUCAGGCAGGCGGACCAAUGAGCAUGCUCGACGGCGAGAUUCUGGCUGAACGCAAGGGGCUGCCACACUCCUACGAUGAGAAGCAAGGCCCUGCACCGGUUUGGGUCAUACAAGCCAACAUCGUGAAGGGAGGCAUCCUCCUUUGCUUUCAAGGGAAUCAUCACAUCAUGGAUAUGAACGGCAUGGCCCACCUGAUGCGCCUUUAUUCUAAGGCGCUCAACGGCGAACCCUUCACUGACAACGAGAUCAAGCACGGGAACCGGGAGAGGCGCGGCGUCAUCAAGCUCCUGGGCCCUGACGCCGAGAAGACGGAUAUAAGCCAUUUCAUGGUCAAGACUGCCCCGCCUGCGGCCCCGAAGGCUGAUGUGGCAGCGCCGGACGUGCAAUGGAUCUACCUGCAUUUCGCCGGACCGAAGCUUGCAGAACUGAAAGCUGCGGCCCAGGGUGCAGACCAGUGGAUCUCGACCGAUGACGCCCUGUCGGCUUUCAUCUUUCAGAGAAUCACUGCUGCGCGUAUGAAGCGCAUAGUAGAGAAGAAGCAGCCGAAGAUCGUGUUCUGUCGAGCAGUCAACGGCAGACGAUACCUCGACCCACCACUACCCAAGGAAUACAUGGGGCAUGUGGUUACAUGCACGUACACAGAUGUGCCGCUCGACUCGCCGGCCGCAACCAGCGAUGUUGGUGCCCUGGCCCGCCAAAUCCGUGCCGACAUACUCGGUAUGAAGUCCAACUACAUCGAGUCGUUCGCCACCGCGUUACACGAGCUGGACGACAAGAGCGCCCUCUCCUACGGCGCGCCGUUAAACAUGGCUGGCUGGGAUCUCAUGCUCUCCAGCUUUGCUGGGCUGGGUCUGAACGAGAUCGACUUUGGGAAUGUCUUGGGUGGCAGGCCGGUGUUCACGAAACGCCCGCGGUUCGCCCCAAUUGAGAGCUUGCUUUAUUUCAUGCCGAGAACCGCAGAUGGGGAUGUUGAAAUUGCUGCGUGUCUACGAAGCGAUGACAUUCAGACUCUGAAGAGUGACGAAACGUUCCUGGAGUAUGGUAGUUACGUGGGCUAGAAGGAUUUCAAGGGUUCAUCCCCUGCGUGUCUUCAGAUACUUAGCUACCCUAGGGUGACGACUUCAGUUCUGGGGCCUCGUGUCAUUGCCAGUAUCCUCAGAGAGGGCUGCUCGUAGAACGAGGCAUGAUCAAGGCGGUUGGAGAGUUGAGAUUGAGGUAUUUGGACUGCCUCGUAUUGAUCUGAAUGGGCAUAUGAUUAUACUACAGCAUUACACGAGUCUGACUUAGUAAGGCCAACCUCUUUCCAAUUAC